This is a messenger RNA of Topomyia yanbarensis, 7709 nucleotides long. RefSeq names its product death-inducer obliterator 1-like. Gene Ontology annotation, molecular function: protein binding. Gene Ontology annotation, biological process: DNA-templated transcription. Bases 536 to 7129 code for a protein of 2197 amino acids. The record is from RefSeq and is a predicted model, not a curated record. NCBI's taxonomy places the organism in Eukaryota, Metazoa, Arthropoda, Insecta, Diptera, Culicidae. Gene Ontology annotation, cellular component: nucleus. The transcript has 9 exons.
CCAACGCAAGGCCAAAGCCUGAAAAUUCUCGCGACAGCCCAGGCAAAAAAUUUUCGCCAGCUUUCUUGGCUCUAGAAAACUCACUUUGAAUGUUUCCAGCAGGUUGUAAACCACUACAACACGCUGUCCAUGACCUCGGUAGAUAGGUUCCGCUAAAGUGCAUAGCGGGGUUGCAUUUCGAAGAGUGAAAAUUGUGUGCAAACAAAUUUCCCGGGACCAGUAGCUGCAGGAAGAGAAAGAUGGCGUCCGUCGCGAGUUUGCUGCUUUUGAUGCAUUAUGAAAGCUAUCAAACGGGAGUGAAUGUGCGAAACACUGGUGCUUGCUGAUUAUAGACAGUGUUGUGGAAAUCGUAGUAAGCGCGUAUGUUCAAAGGUGAAGAAAACUAGUGAGCCUGUUAUCCGGUGGCCGGCUUCGAAGAAAAAAAAAUUCGAAAAAUUGAAUUGAUUACGCAAAUAACACUAUUUUGUUUUUGUUGACAAGAGAAACAAUUUGUGACCGGUGCAUAGCUUGAUGCACAACGCCCUAAUGAGCAGAGAUGUCUAGUUCGGUUUUCAAGAUUUAUCCGUCAUCAUCCGCAUCGAAUCACGAGGAAAAUCCAUUAAAUGAAGGGGAAGCUUCGACAUCACUGGAAGCUCCCGUGGAUGAACAUUUGAAAAUAGACUCGAAUUUGGUGAUAGUCGUCGGGAAGGAUGGUAGUGUACAUGUUGAUCAAAAAACACUUCACAGUUUGCUAGCUAACGAAACCACGGAUACGUCGGUUAGUUUGGUUCGUAUUACAUCGCCAACGCCUAGCAUUGAGGAGGAAAUUGAAGAAGAGCGACGGUUGUUGGAAGAGCGAAAGCUGGAGCAAGAGCUAGAAUCCGUUACAGGUGAAGAAUCAGAAAGUUCUCCCGAAUCUUCUAAUGUAGCGUUAUCUACCGGGACAAAUAAAAAUGAUGUUCCAACUUUAAGCGCCGCCGCAGGUUCAAGUGGUGUGUCCACUCGACGUUCCAAAACGACAGUAAAAAAAGACGAUAUCUUACUAGAUGAUGACGAAGCUCCGCAUGUGAGUUUAAUGGUUGAGGGAUUUUACCCUCCCGCGGAAGCUAAGAAAUUUGCAGCUGAGGUUUUGACUUUGGCGGGAUUGCAGAAACCAUUGCGGGUAGAAACGGCCAUCGACUAUGAAUUCCAGCGAUACACUGUGGCUAACGAUCAUUGUUACACACCGCUGACUUCGCCAAGCCAGAAACUUCCUCCACGUCCAUAUUACGAACAGGUGAAUUCACCAAUUGAAACCCGAUCCAGCGAGGCAUCAAUUGCGCCGGAAGUGCAAACUGUUUUACAUCCCGAAGAAGGUACUAGUGGAACUACCAGAAAGAGACUACCCAGUAAAGUUGCACCUGUACCCCUUCCGACUAGUAGCGUUCGUCGUAGAAAGUCUACCGCUCAUAAAGAAGAACUAAGUGAUGCUGCAGAAUUGCGAAGUAUUUUAGAAGACACUGAUUCCGAUUAUACAGAAGAAAGUUCUUAUCCAGAAGAUGAUGACAAUGACAGUGAUUUGGACUUCAGUAUCUCUGGGAAACAGUCGAAAAAGCGUAAGUCAGGUUCGAAGAACAAAUCUGCCCAAAAGAGUGCUUUGAAAAAAGAUGAUUCCAACGAAAAUAAAGACGUUAAGAAAAAGUUUGUGAAAUCCCCUAAGAAACCGGAAACAAAAGCCAUUACUCCUGUGUCAACUAUCAACAAAACAACGAAUCCAAAAACAUAUGGUCCUAAGCGCGACGUCGCCAAAAUUAUUGAUCCACCCUCCGUCCCUGUAACAGCACUUGUUCCAAGUGUCCCAGUAUCGGUCGCUCCUGUUUCUAAUAUAGUUGCACCAGUGAAAAAAGAUAAGAAACCGAUAAAACCAGCUCCCCAUGUGGAAGCUCUCUUCAGUGAUAUGACAUCUUUGUUCUCGACACCGGACAUCAUAAAAAAAGUUGGUUCAAAUCGAGUAAAUUCGCUUACAACUGUGUCCCUAUCGAACCCAGCGUCCGGCCCAAGCACAUCGGCAACUGUUAUUCAACGUGGAUUCGUUCAACUGUCACCAGCUACGGCCAAAGGUACUCAGAAACUACCUGCGCACAUUUCAAUUCAAACACAUACCAGCGCUUCCGAAGAACACGAUAAACGAUUGGACCUCAUGGAGUCGCUUACACAGCAAGAAUUGGACGAAACAGAUUCAAAACAUUCUCAAAAUGCUCUUCAAAACACACCCCUCGCAGAGGACAUUGUAAAAAUCUUGGAAAACAAUUUGCCCCCAGGUGGAGUCCCCGAGUCGGUUCUUCCCAUCACUGAUAACAGUAUUCUGGCGGCGCUUGGUUCCAAUGACGAUGGUCUUCCUGAAGAUUUGUUGCAACACGUUGCUGAGUUGGCAGAAAAUAAAGAGCUACAGGAGAUUCUUGACAAGCAAGUACUCGGUGUUAUAGGUACAGAUUCGAUUGUAAAUCCAGCCGUUUCACUUCCUAUGCCAUCCACCUCGGCACAGGUAGUACCAAUAAUAACGCGCCAGGUGCAACCAGUUAUGCAGGUUCAUAGUGCAACUCCAUUACCGAUUAAGCCAACAAACCCUGAAUCCUUGCCGACAAUGACUGUUAAAGAACAAUUAAUGCCACGUAAGGAAGCCAUACAAAUCCGCCGUAGCGAUGGACGUGUUAUUACUCUUCCACCGAUAGAAGCUCCUGCCACAAGGUCCGCGAAACGUCGCGCACAAACUGGAACUAGCUCAAGUUCUUCAGCGCCUGCUACCGUAACAAUGGUUACUACGGCUGCCGCGUCUGCCCUGAAUAUCAACUCCCCAUUGGUCGGCCAUCAAAGUGGCGUGUUGAGUGCUAAACCCAUCAAACACGCAGUGAAAGCAACCACUACGCCCUUGCUGUAUGACGAUGGUAGUGGAAGCUUACUGAUCGAUGAAACCCGUGGCAAGGGUAGCCGAAGUGGGGCCUCUAGCAGAAGAACGUCGGAAUCGUCGUCUACUUCAACAAGCCGAGGAAAGCGGACCAGCACGGUAGCCGUGGCGGCAGCAGCUGCUGCUGCUGCACACGACGAUGAAAUUGAAUCGGAUGAGAGCUGGAACUCCGAGGAUGAUCCAGACAGACUCUGGUGCAUCUGCAAGCAACCUCAUAACAAUCGCUUCAUGAUCUGUUGCGACGAGUGUGAAGACUGGUUCCACGGCAAGUGUGUCAACAUCACCAAAGCGAUGGGCCAGCAGAUGGAAGAAGAUGGCAUCGAAUGGACCUGCCCGAACUGUUUGAGAAAGAAACAGGACAAACAGCAACCAAAAAUGACAGAGUUUUUGUUAGCGAGCGGCGGUAUAUCAAGCACCGAGGGUUCUACAGCGAUGACUCAUACGAUUUCACCGAAGGUAGUAACCGUCACGGGAUGUGUGGUUUGUGGAAAACCUGCCAGGGCAAGCUCAGUCUAUUGCAGCGAUGAUUGUAUUCGGAAGCAUGCCGGUAUGGCCCACAGUAGUUCAACAGUCGGGGUUAGUUCUGCUUCGACCUCGACGCUUGCAAUGGCAAAAACGGUAGCAGUCUCGCCGGGUUUCGCAUCAAAAGAUAAGUCUAAAGAAGGUCACCGGCUGUCACAACCACCCGUUCUUAUUAAAACCAGCGCAAAACCUGGAAUGAUCAUUGUGAUGGAGCGUAAAACGGGUCGUUGCCUUACGGGUGACAGUGCUCCUACUGCUGAGAAUCUUGACGCGUGGCUCGCUAGUAAUCCAACAUUUGAAAGAGUUCCCCCGGGUAGCACACAAGAGGCUAUCAUUCUUGCAAAACGAGAUGAAGAGGUACGAAAGCAGCGAUUGGCAAAAGAAUUACAAAAGAAAGCGGCCAUGGGUGCUGGUCAAGUUUUACCACAAACUGGAAUCAAAGUUCAGGCACAGCUAAAGAUUGGCGAUCAAAAAAAAUUGACUGUAGUCAGUCCUGCCAAUCAGCAAAGACAACAGCAAGCUCACACAAAACCGGUGGUAAAAGUUAUCCAACGAACUUCAGUUACAGUACCCAUUUCAAAGGGUAUACCGACAACAGUGACUUAUACCCCCAAGGUAUCUGUGAAUACGCCAAAGGUAUCCGCGAGUACACCCAAGGCUGUAAUACCUUCGGCAAGCACCACCCCAACAACAUCUACCAGUACCGUUAGUAAGCCACAAAAGAAAACUACUCCGGAAACGAAACCAAUGACACCACCAGCAACGGCGGGAGAAAAUACACGAGUUACUGUCAAGAAAACACUUAUGAAACAUUUGGUUCAGCGCACUUUGGAAUUAAGUAACAAGGACGCACCUAGGCUAAGCGAACAGGAGAUUGAUCAAUUUGCUGAAGAAAUUGAGGAGGAAAUGUUUACUCUAUUCAACAAGGAUACCGGUAUGAAGUAUCGGGCCAAAUAUCGAUCCCUGGUGUUUAACAUCAAAGAUAGGAAAAAUUUGUCUUUAUUCAAGAAGAUUUGCGAAAAGCGCAUCGGAGCUAAACAAUUGGUUCACAUGACCGCCGACGAACUGGCUAGUCAGGAGUUGGCUCAGUGGCGCGAAAAAGAAAAUAAACAUCAGUUGGAGAUGAUCAAGAAAUCCGAGCUGGAUCUUCUGGCAUGUGCCAAGAACUACGUUCUAAAAACACACAAAGGUGAGGAAGUAAUCGAAGGAAAACGUGUUGAUCGCGUACAGCUAGAUCCGACUACAUCUGUUGAGGAUGUUGUAACUGUCCUGAACAAUUCGACUGUUAGUAGUACCAGCGAAGUUGAUAGCACAUUAUCACCCUCGAAGGAUGGCAGCUACCGGCCAAAGGAUUACGAGUUCAACAACUAUGGAAAAUAUUCAUCCGGAUUGUACGGCAGCGGAUCUAUUACUAGCAGCUCAACGGUGACAGGUUCAACUGCAGUCCCAGCAGCCACAUUGCCUGCAUCGUCUACAGCAGCUAGUACGUCAACUAAAAAGAAGGAAUCCAGACGAAGUCGUAGUAGAAGUAACAGUCGUGACAGGCGGCGCGGAAGAUCCAGAAGUAGAUCUAAACAUAAGCGAAGACGGAGUAAAAGUCAUGACCGGCAUGCCAGUAGAGAAAGGGAUCGCGAUCGUGGUCGAGAAAGAGACAGGUCUCGUCAUCACGAACACAAAUCCGAUCACAAAUCGGACUACAAGAAGCACGACUCGAAAGAAACUAGAGACAAGGAAAAAGCGACGGUUGACAAAACGAAGGACAAAAAAAUUGCAGUCAGUGUCAUUUCUGAGAAAGAUAAAAGUGAAGCGGUUGGAAAGCUCAUUGACGACAAAAAAAUAUCUAAGAAGUCAGAUAACGAUUCGCAUGAACUGGAGAGCUUCAAUUUGAUCGAUCAAAUUCUUGCAUCUGCUGGUACUAGCGAUGGAAAACUAUCAGAGUCGACGGAGCUUAGUGCUAAUAUUAAUCCAGAGGAGUCAAAUCCAUCGCCAGUUGCUUCCACCGAACAAGAUCAAGAACCUACAAGUACAGUGACGAUUCCAACCCCACCGCAUUCCACAAAUUUCGAGAGUGAAUCUCCAACGCCUGAUUUUACAUCGAAUAUUCCGGGCGACGUUUCGGAGGAAGUGCGUAAAAAGGCUCUGUUUGUCCACUGGACGGGAAAUGUCCAUAUGAUUGACGUUGCUUCCAUCGAAAUGUCCAUGCGAUCUGUUAGCGGCGACAUCGAAGAUGUUGCGAAGGAUUUUGCCGAGGACUUGGACAUAUGUGGAACAAUCAAACCGGAAAUCGUAUGGGAUUACAUCGGUCAAAUCAGAAAAAGUCCGAAUAAAGAAGUCUGUCUGGUUCGGCUACAUUCAAACGAAAGUUCCGCUUACUACACUCUCUAUUCACAUUUAUAUAGCCGGAAACGAUACAGUGUAAUAAAAUCACCUUCACCAUUGAUCAAGGACUUCUACAUAUUUCCACUGCCAGCCGAACAAAUGGUACCAAUGAUAUUGAAGCCGCUGCGUGGCGUUGGCAUCAUUGAGGGAAAUAAAAAGCCUGAUUUGCUGCUGGGAAUUAUCGUCAAGAUCAGGGGCAAAAGAAGUGGUUCUUCAUCAACCACAACCGGAGCGGCUCCAGCUAAGACCCCUCGACGACAAUCGAAGCAGUCAACAACCACUAGUAGUUCAUCGGCCGUGUCUCCUUCGUUUGCUCUCAUGCAGCAAGUAAUAACGAAGUAUGCCACAGUAAACAAAAAAGCCGCUACUAAGCCUGAUGUUGAGGUCACUAAAACUCCACCCAGUAGCCAAAGUCCGGUUCAAUCGACGGCAAAUGUUCCCUCAGUUUCUUCAAUGAAAAAAUCGGCACCUGAGACGAGCGCAGAUGCAAAGAAGCGUCGAUCUGAGUCCGAAUCUCCCGAACAAAUCGACAUGGAUAUUAUAAAGGGACCCGUUGCCGUUAAAGCUCAACAAACCAUAGAGAGUCCAGUUGCCGUGAUAAUCGAUGAUGACGAUGAAGAGCCGUACUCUCCAGGAUGCAUCAGCGAUGACAGUGAUAAUUUUGCCGAUGUAACGGCAAUUGUGGAAACAAAACAGAAACAGAUCUCAGUCCCCGACAAUGAGUCUGAACGGAUUCGUCUUGAGAUGGAGGAAAUCAACAGAAAAAUUGCAGAAGAGAAGAAUAAAAUCGUAGGUAUUAUUAGUAAGGCAGAACUGAAAGAAGAUGAAAUCAAAUCGACGUUACCGCCAUCGUUGAUUACGGACAUUUCAAUUCCGUCAAAUUUGUCGGAAAUUCUGGCAAGUAUUAAAGCAACCCCAUCGACUUCCGAAGCUUCUUCAAAAAUAGUAAGUGAAAAAGAAACUGAGAAGAAAGGCAAUGUCGAGGAUGAGGAUGAAUAUAUUCCGUCAGCACCGUCGUUUUAUUCUAAUUAUAAAACGAGUUAUGGGUAUGGUAACGUGCCAACGCCACAAGGAUCGAUGGGUUCUGUAGGAACAAAACCAGUCCAGAUAACCAAAGCCCCCACCGAGGGUGCUAGCAAGCUGUCGAAACUGUCCGACGAGGAGCUGCUCAGCAUGGUCCCUGAUGAUAGCUAUUUGCAACCACCUGUUCGAACCGUUGAUCCAGUGCCACCUCCGAAAAAGGCUAAAUGGGACUCGAAUGAACCUCCUCCGCCAGGCAUGGAAGACGCAAUGGAUGGCGAUUAGUAUGCAGGUGUACGACGAAAUUAUUAGUAUGAGAGAAAAUGUAUGUCUACUGGAGAUUGAUUUUAAAAAUUAACUCUUUAAAUCGCAUCAACAUUCAUGAUAUGUGCAAAUAACGUACGAAGUUAUAACUUGUGUAAGCCGUAAUCGGUUUAAAUUAUUCAAAUUUGUAGCAUUAGGCAGAUUGAAACCACAAGGGGAUGUCAAUGAAAUCGAAUAAGUAAAAUAAUCUUUCAAAUCAACUGGUCUCGUUUGUUCUAUCAAAUUACAUCGUCUUAUUCACAAUUAAAAAAUGAUCGUUUUUCGGAAUGCUGAACAAAUUAUUCAAUGUUCUUUCUGACUUUGAAACGCACCCUGAAAUUAAAAUGCUUUAAUUUGACCUUAAUCCCUACGUUCGUAAGCAUACCGAUCUGGUAAGAUUACAUUGUAUAGAAAUUCCUCUAAUAUAUAGCAAUUAUCGUAAUUUUAAGGGCAUUUAUCUAGCAUAAUUUAAUGUAAGUGUAGUCCCAGAAGCAAAAUUCCUGCUUUGGAGUUAUUGUAAAAAUUGUUGGUUUCGAAAUAAAAUUCAUGUAUAAAUCAAAAA